AUGGAGCUGCCACUCAUCCAGCACUCAGACGGGUCCGACACCCACCGACUGCCAGCCGUGCUUCAAGGUCACUCCACACGCCUCCCCGCCUCCUUGUCCCACCUCCUAAUCGUGCCCCUUUCAAUCCUGGGUGCUUCCUCAGCGGUUUCUCAUCCUGCUGCUUUUCUGGCCCGUGUCCUCUUCACUGCAGAAGAGGAGUUUGAGUGGAUUGUGGUAACCUCGCCAGAAGCUGCGUCAGUGUUCCUUACUGGAUGGAGAGCCGCAGGGUCGCCGGCGCUGAGGCUGGCAGUGGUGGGGGGCGGCACAGCGGAGGUGUUCCAUCAGCUGGGCGAGCGUGAGAAGCACCUCCUGCCCGUCCAGUUCGUUCCCUCCAUAGCCACGGCCAAGUACCUGUCUGCUGAAAUUCAAGGCGGCAACCGCCGGGUGCUUUUGGUGCAACUAUGUGCGUUUCUUAUUUUCCCCCUCUCCUCCCUCUCCCCCCUCUCCUCCCUCUCCUCCCUCUCCCCCCUCUCUUCCCUCUCCUCCCUCUCCUUCCUCUCCUCGCUCUCCACCUUCCCUGCUUCCCCAGCCACGGCCAAGUAUCUGUCAGCUGAGAUUCCAGAGAUUCAAGGCGGCAACCGCCGGGUGCUGUACCCCGCCUCGGCCAAAGCCAGCACGGAUCUCCAGAAUGGGCUGGCAAGCAGGGGCUUCCAAGUCACGCGGCUCAACACAUACUCCACGGAGUCGGUGACCAGUGUGGACAAGGACACCAUACAGAGAGCCGCCAGGGCUCCUGUUGUUGCUGUGGCCUCUCCCACUGCUGUCAGGGCGUGGAUGGAGGUGGUGGCGUCGCGCACGCAGUGGGACGGAGCUGCAGCAUGCAUCGGGGGAACGUCCGCCGAGGCUGCGAGAAAAGCAGGGAUCAAGAGGGUGUUUGCACCAGAUAGUCCUGGAAUUGAAAGCUGGGUGACCAGUGUUAUGGAAGCACUGGAAGCAGCACCUGCUGAAGCACAAAUGUAG
This is a messenger RNA of Closterium sp. NIES-65, 999 nucleotides long. The record is from the annotation of a GenBank genome assembly. Lineage: Eukaryota; Viridiplantae; Streptophyta; Zygnematophyceae; Desmidiales; Closteriaceae.